AUGACAGCCGCUUUGAGAGGUGACGAAACUUCAUCCCGCCUUAUCCCUGAACAUAAGACAGGAGUCAAAUUGACAAAUAUAACCUUCGCACAGCUGAAUGCAAAAUACAGAAAUGGCAUCGAUGGGCACUACACACCGCAGGGCUGUGCUGGAAGAGACAAGACGGCCAUUAUCAUUCCAUUCCGUGAUCGACAUCAGAACCUCACCGUCCUCAUCAACAACCUUAUUCCGAUCCUAAAAUACCGGAACAAGGAUUUCACCAUCUUUGUCAUCGAACAAGAUCUUGAUACAACGUUUAACAAGGCAAUUCUGAUGAACGCUGGUUUUAUGGAAGCAAUGAAACAAGAUUACUUUACGUGCUUUAUCUUUCACGACGUUGACUAUAUUCCUGAAACUCAAAACGUUCCGUACGAAUGCCUCCUCAACCGCUCCUACCAUCUCGCAGCAGCCGUGUCCGCCUUCAACUAUACCGACCGCCUGAAAUUUGCAGGAGGAGUAAUGACCAUGGCACCACAUCUUUUCCAAGCUAUCAACGGCUAUUCCAACUUAUAUUUUGGAUGGGGAUUUGAAGAUAACGACAUGUAUAGAAGGCAGCGUCUUUACUGGAAAGGCAUAGAGCGGGCUGGAUACGAUGGUCUCAACAGUCUGAAAUACACCGUUGUCAAAACGACAACCAUGCCAAUAUGUACGUGGAAACGAAUAUCAUUUAACGCCAGUUACUACGUGUAA
Molecule: messenger RNA, 729 nt
Organism: Haliotis rubra (blacklip abalone)
Lineage: Eukaryota; Metazoa; Mollusca; Gastropoda; Lepetellida; Haliotidae
Product: beta-N-acetyl-D-glucosaminide beta-1,4-N-acetylglucosaminyl-transferase-like
Exons: 5
Coding region: 1-729 (242 amino acids)
Biological process (GO): carbohydrate metabolic process
Molecular function (GO): glycosyltransferase activity
Source: RefSeq, a predicted model, not a curated record